GUGCUAUUUAUUUGAACGUAAACAAAUUAUUAUAGUAUUUCCUGAUUCAGAAAGAAGUUUGGACUUAUGAGACCUUCGUAAAAGAUUUAUUCAUUCAUACCGCUAUAAUACUAUGAACUUUUAAUUUGAUGCAUUUAUUUAAGGCACUUUUAGUGAGCAAUUACUGAGAACAACAAAUAUGAUGCUUACUAUCUUUAUAGUAAAUAGUAUUGCUAUCGGUUCAUACGCAAAUUAUUUUCCACUGACCGGGACCGAAAUCCGACAGAAAUCAUUUGAGUUGAAGCUUCCUUCCAGUUUGACGUUUCCUUUUAUGGAUACAUUGUAUGACAAAUUAUAUAUUUUGAAAGAUGGUAUGAUUGGAUUUCAUUCAAAUGUUGCUUUUAGUGCAAAAUAUUAUUCCACCAGCUUAAGCAGGAAAGAUCCAGCGUUUAUAGCCCCUUAUCAUUAUCAUGGAUAUGACACUCCGGGUAUUGCUCGUCCAGGAUGUUCAGGUCCCGGAAAAAUACUUUACAGAAGUGGGACAGGUAAAUCAGCCUCUCAAAUUCCAGUGGAUGAGUUGACUGUAUACAACAACCUCGUACAAAAGUCAUUCGUUGGCAUGAAACAAUUUGCAGCGAAAUGGACGUUGAUGGUUUCAUGGGAAAACGUUUACAGGGACUUCGGUGACUCCUUUGACUGUCAGACAUAUACAUUUCAACUUCUUUUACUGACAGACGGAAAUACAAGUUUUGCUAUGUUUAAUUAUCCGGGUGUAAGUGUGGAUGAAAGUCAUUUAUCUUCACACUUUAUUCAGACCGGUUUCAAUGCAGGAGGUGGGAGAGGGUUUACGCCUACAAAAAUAAACUUAUCAGAGAGAUUUUUCUAUAAAGUAGACAAAAGAGACAUCGUUCACGGCGGCUGCACAGACGAAGGCAAGGGAACAAUCAGCAUCUAUCCCGAAAUAGUUAGCAUGUUUGGUGGCCAAAUGGUUGAAGUUUUUGGACCAUGUUAUCCGCCUGGAAUCCAAGUAAUAAAAUGCAGAUUUGGCAAAAAUGACCAUUUUGUGACAUAUGGAUUCCAAGUUGAUGCAGUGAGAGUUAGAUGCUCUGUUCCUUUUUUAACGUUUAAAGGAUGGACCACAAUAGAACUUGCUUUAGGUUUCAAUCAGUACAUGUAUUCGACGAAUAUAUUUGUUGCACUUGAAGAUACUGCGAAUAAAAGACUAGGUCUUCCAUAUCUUGGGAAACAUUCUGGAUGGAAUGAAACAGAUACGAAAACGUUAACAAUCACAUGGGAUAGUACCAAGUUAACGUACGACAUUAAUGCUAGGGUCAAGAUCGAAUUGAUUGGAUAUAGAGAAACUGACACCGAGAUACAACAAGCAACAUUAUUAGAAAUAGGCGAAAGACAAGCAACAGAUAAUACUUUAACAUUUGAUACAGACAAAAAGAUGUGUGUUAGUACGUUUUGUACGGACUAUGAAAUCGGAUUUGUCAAAGUUGAACUGAAGAACCAAGCGCUAGCAACCAGUCAUAGAUAUCAGAUAGCUGAAGUAUUGCUUGGAUAUUACGUCAAUGUAGCAAUGAUAAGUCAGUUUGGAAAAGAUUGGCCAAAGAUGAAAUGCAAACAAUGGUACAACAAUGAUAAGAUAAAUGUUGCAUGGGUAAACGGAUUAUUGCCAUGUCCUUGUACUCUUACACAAGCUUUUGGUGAUAUAGGGCGCUGGAAAGCUGAUGAUGGAUGUGAUAUUGAUAGCGGAAGUAGCUGUACUUAUCACAAGGGAGCUGUGCAUUGUGUUAGAACUAUAGAACCAACAAUUGACGGUGCAGGUAACCAGUGUUGCUAUGAUAAAGAUGGUAAUUUGAUGUUUAAUGGUGACUCUUAUCAAGGCAGUUCAUCAGAUCGUUCUAAUCCUUUAGGGAUGUUUCCAUACCAACGCCCAAAAUCUGUUCCCUCUGUGUCACAUUGGAUACAAGACUUAUCUCCGUACUAUUAUUGUUGUCUGUGGUCUAGUUAUGAGUAUUGUGAUAUGUAUACGAAACUAAGGCCAACAGUAGAUUGCACUAGGUAUACCCCACCAACGCCAGGAAUAAUUUUCGGGCAAGGACAUGUAAGAACGUUCGACGAUUCUUCUCAUAGAAUAUGUGCAGAAGGUGACUAUAUUUUGAUGACAAUUCAAGCUCCGGAAUUAGAACAGGUUAUAGUUCAGGGAAGAUUUUCAGACAAUGUUGUACCGAUAGAUGGCAUGUUGAAUAACAGUGUUACCUUAACCAAUCUUGCGGUCGAGGUCGGUGUAUUAGAUACUGUGGAAAUAAGAUUGAGGCCACCACUACUAGGAAGACAGAAAAGUCAUCUAGAAGUUGUUGUAAACGAUAAAUACUUCUACUUUAAUACUAGGUCAACCAGAUGGCAGGAUUUUGAGAAAUUUUCUGUUAUGAAUACCAACAGUGUUAACCCUGAAGAACAUGGUAAUUUCACUAUUAUUCUAAAAAAUGGAAUUGGAAUCCAAGUUGCAGUAAAAGAGCAUAUUAUGACAGCAUUGUUUAUGAUUCCAGAGAUACUUAAGGGUUAUGUGGAUGGUUUACUUGGUAAUUUCAACAUGAAUCCAGAUGACGAUCUUGGUGGUGUAUUGAAUGGUGCCAGCAUCUUAGAAACGUAUCACAUGUUUCAGUAUAAAUGGGCUGUAAACAACUCAGUUGAUUCUGUUAUGCAAGUCAACAUAAAACCGGAAAUCAAUGCUGUAUCCUGUUCUGCUGAUGUUAAAAUAAUAGACACGAUGUUUUGUGGAAGCAAUGAAGCAUGUAAUUUUGAUUUUGCCUCGACUAGAAAUCAAGAUGCAGCAAAAUCUACAUUGUAUAUGUCUGAAAGGAUGAACGAAAUACGCAGCUUUAUGAAGCCUGUGCAGUCCUGUGGGUUUCUAGACAUCCAAGAUGCUAGAAAAAGUAGUAGGAAUACUAACUUAGGAAGCACUGUGACCAUAACAGGUUGUUACACAGACAGAGAGCCAGCUGAACCUACUACAUUUACAUGUAUACUUUCUGGGGGAAAUAGUUCCUCAUGGAACCCAAAACCGACACCAGUUUGUUCAGAAACUGAAUCCGUUGUCAACUCAGAUGUUAUAAUAGGAUUGGUUAUUGGUCUAGUUGCUGUCAUUGUAAUCGUCAUUCUUGCCAUAAUUUUUGUGAAGAAAUUCAUGAUGACGAAACGAAAGCAUGAUAAGUAUAUGAUAGCAUCAAAGGGUGAGAAGACAGCAGAUGCAGAAUUAUAAAAAUGUUCAUGCUAGAACUAAUAGACUUUUCUUGUGUACUCAAGACAGAUUGAAGAUUGUGAGGAAAUAUUUAAAGCAGUAUACAAAUGAUGUGAAAGUGGUGAAAAUAGAGGAAAAACUGAGAAGAAUUUUUUUGUUGAUGUGAAGUUAAUUUUCUACAAGGAAAUGUUAGUCGACUAAAAAAUCGAUUAAAUUUAGUUUGAAGUUAGAACCGUCUUGUUACGGUGGCGUGUAUGAUUAUGUUUCCUAGAAUCUUGCUUAAUAUUGUAUAAUUAGCAUUCAGGUUUGAUCAGUAUUUUGUUGUACCAGCUUACCAAAUAAUCGUAUCAAGAAGUACAGUCUCUUAUUGAGCACUCGUCAAUACAUGUCUUGCAUUGUGUGUUAGGUGAGGGUGUAGCAAAACGCUGCUUUGUCAAUGUAACGGAACUAUAAACAACUGUCAUACAAGUGAGAGGUUUAGCUAGCUAUAAAACUAGGUUUAUAUAAAAAUAAGAAGAUGUUGUAUGAUUGCCAAUGAAACAACCAAAUAAGAUAGAAGUUAACAACUAUGGGUCACAGUACGUUUACUCACCAUUUUAAUUUUUGGAAAAUGCCUGUUCCAAGUCAGGAAUAUGACAAUUGUUUUUCAUUCGUUCCGUUGUUUCAUAAAGUCUCAUGUUUGAUUUUGUCAGAUUUUAUGAACUUCUCCCUUUUUGAAUUUACCUUGGAAUUCGGUAUUUGUGUUAUACUUUUUUAGUAAACGGGGCUCUAUAAUUGACAAUACUUGAUGGGAUGAAACAGUGUGUUUUAUUAUGUACCUCUCUACAUGUAACUCAUUCUAAUCCCUUUGUCUUUCUGAUUUUCCUUAAAACGACAGUUGUUAAUGCUAGUAGUGUAUUCCGGUAGAGAAUUAGAUUAUAUGUUUUAUACGGUAUAGUAGUUAAGGAUCCACAGAUUAAGUAAAUAUGUCAGAAAAAUAGAUUUUUACCAAUCAUAAGUUGAUUGUUUUAUUCUUGUUUUUCCUUGUACAAUCGAUUGUCCCUUCAUGGUCCAAGUUGUUCAAAUAAUGACUAUCUUUACUCGAAACAAAAAAUCCAAACUGUAGAGGUGGGCUGUACUUGAAAUAUUAGAUAUGAUAAUAAUAUAUAUCCUUAACGAUAUGCAAUAGAAUAUAAAAUAUAUAAACACGGAUAUUGAGAAAGAUGCAUGGAAGAAUGAUUAACAGCUAUGCAAUGAUUAUUAUAUAAUAGCAUUGAUUUUAUGAUAAUUAUUUUAAAUCAGAAUAUAUUAUCAUUUGAUUAUAAGAAGGCAGAUUUGUUACGUUUUGUUUUUUAAUAUAUUUAAAUUAUAAAGUUACAAUAAAUGUGUUGUAUUCAUUAUACUUUGUAGCUAAAUUUAAGGUUAAAUUAAUUUUGAUUUCAAUAAAGUAUGCUGUUUCUAUUU
Molecule: messenger RNA, 4669 nt
Organism: Mytilus californianus (California mussel)
Lineage: Eukaryota; Metazoa; Mollusca; Bivalvia; Mytilida; Mytilidae
Product: sushi domain-containing protein 2-like
Exons: 18
Coding region: 179-3247 (1022 amino acids)
Biological process (GO): cell-matrix adhesion
Source: RefSeq, a predicted model, not a curated record